AUGCAGCCACUAGGUAGCCAUGAAGAGGAUAGUGAUAUGGGAUUGGAUCAUGAUGAAGAGGAGACUGAUAGUAUCGCAACGAACCCAUACCCAUACACAGAAUCAAGCAUUGCCUCUACAGAUGCAGAAGAGCAGGCCUAUCUUCGAGAUAUUCAGCAGCAGGUGUCCACCCAACCAACCUCUCGCUCAUCGUCUAUGCGAGAUUCUCUCGGAAGAUCGUUUGAAUCUCCCGUGAUGCAACCUACCUUAUCUCGCUCACCAUCUGUACGCACUCGUCCUCCCAGAAGACGAUCAUGGCAAGACAAACAGGCCAUACCGAUCCGUCCGCCUUCAGUAGCUUCUGUACAAUCCCAAGCUACCAAUAAUGGUCAAUCUGUCCGACGCCCAUCUCGUUCGUCCGCUGUCACACCUGCUGCUACACCACGCAUGCGACCUUCCUCUUCCGCUUCUCACGCAGCAUCUAAUGAACGUCGUGCCCAGCGUAUAAGAGUAGGAAGAGCCGAACCCUUCUUUGAAGAAACAUUUGACGCUAGUGUAAAUCCAUGGGUUCAGCAACCGGCUGGCCGUCGCUAUAGAGCCCAGGAUGGUCAGGAAAGUGAAGACAGUAUCGAGGAUGAACGUAGAGCUGACAGUCGAGCCCAACAAUUUGCUGAAUUGGCAGCCGCACAUGCUACUGCUCAUGCUGCUUCAAAUGCGAACGCAAAUUCAAAUUCAAAUGCAAAUUCAAAAACAAAUACAAAUGCUGUGAUUUCUAAUGCUUUAUCUGUUAAAAAUACCAAUACCCGCUUGUCUGCGCCUCUUCCGGAAGAGGAAACGUCUUUUCGGCUCCAAUCUCCUCGUAUGGAAUCAAGCGCUUCCUCUUCAGUCACAGCUACAGUAGGCAUGGCGGGUAUUCAAGAAGGCACGAGUGCGGGUACAGGCACAGGCACAGGCACAGGCAUGGGUAUGGCUACACUUCAUGAUAUGUCCAAGUCGAGUAGUCGACAAUAUGGCAGUUAUAGACCCAUGGAAAGAAUACCCGAGCCUCAUGUAACAACUGUUGGCCUUGGUCCAGCCACACGUCGUGCAUUGGAAGCACUACAGAAAGAGAUUGUUGCCUUAAAUGGGAGAAUUGACGAGAGAGAUCACCGAACACAGCGCCAUCCAAGUACCUUGAGCGACUCCCCAGGGAUUAGCGGGAAGAAGCCUGUUAAAGAAAGUGAGAAUAGCGGGGGAGAAGGAUGGGAAGGAUGGCGUUGGGUUCUCAAGGCAGCAGCAAAACACGCAGCUUUAAAUAUCGUAGUCGCAUUUAUCUUUAUCCUUAUCCUCUCCAGAAGAAGCGACUCAGGCCUUAUAAAUUACUGGCAGACCAUUCGGUGGGCUAUUAAAAAUCAGAAGAAUAUUGAAUAG
Molecule: messenger RNA, 1389 nt
Organism: Phycomyces blakesleeanus NRRL 1555(-)
Lineage: Eukaryota; Fungi; Mucoromycota; Mucoromycetes; Mucorales; Phycomycetaceae
Exons: 4
Coding region: 1-1389 (462 amino acids)
Source: RefSeq, a predicted model, not a curated record